Rhipicephalus sanguineus (brown dog tick) is the source of this 724-nucleotide messenger RNA. RefSeq lists its product as uncharacterized. The record is from RefSeq and is a predicted model, not a curated record. Bases 44 to 595 code for a protein of 183 amino acids. The transcript is spliced from 2 exons. Lineage: Eukaryota; Metazoa; Arthropoda; Arachnida; Ixodida; Ixodidae.
CUCGGUUUAUGCCGGUACUUCCAGCGUCUCAGCCGCAAUAACUAUGGUGAAUAUUUCGAGCUUCCGUCUAAUUCUAGUUGCGGCUGUAGGUGCCGUUGUUUUGAUCAUGAUUCUAGACGAAGCCACGUUCGGUGCGAGUGCAGAACCCAGAGUUUCAUUGAAGCUUCCUCCAAAACUUAGCUCUAAACUUAAACCGAUACGAGGGGGUCGUAAACCUUUGUCAGCUAAGAAACCUUUGAAACCUGUUGGAUCUGCCAAACCAGCCUCAUCGGCCAAACCAUCUCGACCUACGUCACCUUCUUCAACUGGUAAAUCUACUAUAAAUCGUACCCCUCCUAAAGAUGCCCCACCUGCUGGACCUCCUAAACCACCAAGAGUUACAAGCGAACAUGUUGAUACAGUCCUUACAGGUGCGGCAUCUACUCUGAGCAAUGUGGCCAACACUAAACUCAUGUAUGGCAGCUAUGGUGCCGGUGUUUAUGGUGCGGCCGGAAGGACCGGCGUUGCAGGCGCUGCUGGAGCUGCUGGAGCUGCUGCAACUUCUGAACAUUCUGAAACUACAGAGGAAGCUGAAGGUGCAAGCUCCCAGGCCUAAGCAGCGAAAAACAUCUUGCCGCAUCUGUGCUCUACAAUAAAAUGAAAUGUAGAGUAAACAUUUUUUCGGUGUAUGGACUCACAUGCACAUAGCCAUUGUUGAAGUAAAUAAACAUCUAGUCGAAACGGG